AUCUGUCUUUACUCUUUAGUCUUUGCUUAUUGUCGCACGUUGUUGAUGUGUGUAGGUUAAUUUCUUUUAGGUUAAGUUGGUUGUUUCAUGUUUGUUGAGAUUGCAUAUUAUAGAAUAAUAAAUAUAGUGUAGACUGAGAUACAUAUUUCUAAUCAAAGUGUUGUCUUGUGACGUGAUUAAAACAUGGCCAAAAGUUUGAAAAGCAAAUGGAAGCGUAAAAUGAGGGCGAUCAAACGAGAAAGAUAUGGCAAAAAAGAACUUGAUAGGCUGAAAAAAAUGCUUGGACUUAAUACAACAGAUGUGGAGAUGAAAGAAGAAAAAAUAGAAGACAUUGCAAUUGUUCGAGAUGCAAAUGAACUAAAAAACGAAUCCAUCAUCAAUGUAGAAAGUGAAGAAGAAGAAGAAGAAACAAAAGAUGAAAAUAAAGAAGAGUGUGAACCCAUGGAUGAUGGCAGAAGAGUUUACAACAAGAAGACGCUGAAAGACCAACAUGGCAACUACCCAGUUUGGUUGAGUUCUCGUAAAAUUAAGAAAAUAGUAAAAAAAAAUAAUUUGUCUAAAAGAGUACAAAAGAAAAGAGGGAAAAAAUAAAAGUUACGUUUUUAAAUA
Messenger RNA from Homalodisca vitripennis (glassy-winged sharpshooter), 609 nucleotides. Its product is annotated as protein LLP homolog. NCBI's taxonomy places the organism in Eukaryota, Metazoa, Arthropoda, Insecta, Hemiptera, Cicadellidae. The record is from RefSeq and is a predicted model, not a curated record. Gene Ontology annotation, cellular component: nucleolus. Bases 184 to 591 code for a protein of 135 amino acids. Gene Ontology annotation, molecular function: RNA binding. Gene Ontology annotation, biological process: dendrite extension. The transcript is spliced from 3 exons.